AAAUUUAUAUAUUUAUCUCAAAAUUAAUUAUACAAAAGCAACCAUUUUUUCAUCAUCCCCUUCGAUUAGUCCUCCUGGAUAGCUAGCUCCAUCGUAGUCCGGGUUUUCUUUCGAGGAAAAGAUUAAGUAAAGAUGUCGACAACAAGCAAUGAGAAAUCAAAAAGAAACAAGUAUGCCUUGAUGUGUUCUUUGUUGGCGUGCAUGACCACCAUCAUACUUGGAUAUGAUAUUGGGGUGAUGAGUGGAGCUAUAAUCUUCAUCGAGGAAGACUUCCAUUUAAACUAUGUGCAGAAGGAAGUGAUUAUGGGAAUCCUCAAUGUGUACUCACUCCUCGGUGCAGCGGCCGCCGGCCGGACAUCCGAUUGGAUAGGGCGGCGCUACACUGUUGUGUUUGCCGGAGCCAUAUUUUUUGCCGGGGCUUUGCUUAUGGGGUUCGCAACAAACUACGGCUUUUUAAUGGUCGGCCGCUUUGUGGCUGGCAUUGGUGUUGGCUUUGCUGGCAUGAUUGCUUCCGUUUACACAGCUGAGAUAGCCCCGGCAUCUUCCCGCGGUUUGCUUGCCUCUUUCCCGGAGGUAUUCAUCAAUUUUGGCAUACUUCUUGGCUAUGUAUCAAACUAUGGAUUCUCAAAACUUCCAAAACACUUGGGAUGGCGAUUUAUGCUUGGGGUUGGGGCCAUCCCUUCUUUCUUCAUUGCUAUGGCUGUUCUUGCAAUGCCCGAGUCGCCUCGGUGGUUGGUGAUGCAAGGCAGACUAGGUGAGGCCAAGAAAGUCCUCGACAAAACCUCGGAUUCUUUAGAAGAAUCCCAACGUAGGCUCUCCGAGAUAAAAGAAGCAGCAGGCAUACCCGAGCAUUGCAAUGACGAUGUUGUUGUUGUGACCAAGAAUCGACAUGGAGAAGGCGUUUGGCGAGAAUUUAUUCUCCAUCCCACAUUGUCGGUUCGACACAUCCUACUUUGUGCUCUUGGGAUACAAUUUUUCCAGCAGGCUAGCGGCAUCGACUCUGUCGUGCUUUAUAGUCCAGAAAUCUUCAAGAAAGCAGGUAUAACAAGCAACACAGACAUGUUACUAGCAACAGUAGCCGUGGGAUUCACCAAGACAAUAUUCAUCCUUAUAGCAACGUGGCAACUGGACAAGGUCGGGCGACGGCCCCUACUUUUAUCGAGCGUCGCAGGAAUGAUUAUUUCUUUGAUCGGCCUUGGAGCUGGUUUGACCGUGAUCCAAAGCGUCGAUCACAAGCUUACAUGGGCCAUUGCCUUAUGCAUAACCUCGGUGUUAUCCUUUGUUGCCUUUUUCUCAAUUGGAUUGGGCCCGAUCAAUGGCAUUUAUUGCUCGGAAAUUUUUCCACUAAGACUUCGAGCGCAAGGCGUGAGCUUAGGCAUAAUUGUGAACCGUGUUACAAGUGGCGUGAUUUCCAUGACAUUUUUGUCGCUUGCGCGAGCUAUUACGAUUGGCGGAGCUUUCUUUUUGUACGGAGGCUUUGCCGUGGUGGCGUGGGUUAUGUUUUAUACGUUGUUCCCCGAGACGCGGGGGAAGACAUUGGAGGAGAUUGAGAUGUUGUUUGGGAGGUUUUUCAAGUGGAGAUCAGUUGAUAGGGAACUUAUGGAGAUCAAGAGAUCAUCAAGCCAAGAUCAAAUGGGUUGAUUGAUAUUUGAACUUGGAAUUUGAUUCAAGUUGUUCUUGAUAUUGCAUUUUCAAGCAUUGAUUAGCAUUUAGUGUGUUGUGAUGCUUAACAUCUUCAAUGAAACUUAGCUUCAGUAAUUUGGGAAACAACUUUUUAAAGAAAUUUUAGCUAACAGAA
Messenger RNA from Andrographis paniculata, 1798 nucleotides. RefSeq names its product putative polyol transporter 1. The coding region runs from base 133 to 1641 and encodes 502 amino acids. The record is from RefSeq and is a predicted model, not a curated record. Gene Ontology annotation, cellular component: membrane. Gene Ontology annotation, molecular function: carbohydrate transmembrane transporter activity. NCBI's taxonomy places the organism in Eukaryota, Viridiplantae, Streptophyta, Magnoliopsida, Lamiales, Acanthaceae. The transcript has 5 exons. Gene Ontology annotation, biological process: transmembrane transport.